AUGAAAUCGACCGAGAUGAACACCGCUAUCGCUAACAUGGACGAUACCGACGAGAUGCUGAUCCUGAGUCUCUAUGGUGUCUCAUUGGCAAAGGCUAAGGCCGCCUUGGAGAAGCAUGUCCGAAGAUUUGCUGGUGAGAAAGUCUCCGAUGACGAUGGCGAGGACGUUGCUAUAGGAGGUACCCCUGAUGCCGACCAGGGGUACGAGGAUGAAGAUGAGGACCAAGGUGACGAGGCCGAUGAGGCGGAGCUGAUUGAUGGCGAUGGAGCCGACAAGCAUGACGACAAUGUCGCUGACAAGGUUACAGAAAAUGUCGCCGGCAAUACUGCCGACAAUAUCGCCAGCAAUGAUGAUGGCAAUGACGCCGACAAUGAUCUGGUGAUCAUCGACGAAAGGCCAGUCACAGCGAUCCUGACGGAAAAGCCCAGAGAAAACGAACACAUGGUUGAUCUGUGUUCCGAGGGUUUCCGUGCUCUCAUGGCCCACUUGGGCACAAACCUGCGGUAUCUCAAUGUUCACGCCUGUCGCCACGUCUCAGCUGCGGCUUUCGAGAGGGGGACGAGGAGGAUGAGGCGAGCGUUGCCCAAAGCGUCACCACGAACAAGGCCAGGAGCAACAUCACGGACGGACGCCACCGAGGAGAUCAAGAGAGUGAGCACGUGCGGCUCCAACAAUGACCGGCAGAUGAUCCAGUACAUCUGGAACGGAAGCUAUUGGGUGCCAGAGGCGGUCUUUACGGAGGACAAAGUGUACCCGCAGCUGUCGAAGCUGGAGAUCAGCUUUUGUGAGGAGGUCACCGACUUCGUCGUCGGUUCCAUAUUCCGAAAAUGCUGUUCAGCUCUCCAAAGAGCUGAACCGACGAGAUGUGACAGGAGCAGCAAGAUCGGGUCUUGGCCAGUGCCGAACGAAUGGUGUUCAAGCACGCACACGGCGACCUGCGGCGGAAGAGAUGAGACAGAAAAACAACAGUACGAAAGGUGCGCAUUUCCUCUCAAGGUCGCAGCUUGCGAGCUCCGCGGCAAAUGGACCCUUCUGACCGAGCUGCAAGCUAUGCGCGAGAAGGCGGAAGGAGUCAAGACGGUGGGAGGAAGCAAGGCAGCGGAAGGAAGCAAGAAGCUGAAGAGAGAAAACAAGGACAGCACGAAGAAGGAAAAAAAGAUGCGCAAGUUGAUGCGCAGGCUCAAGGAGCUGGAUGCAGACUCAUCUUCGGCCGACGAUUCGAGUAGCCCCACCCAGAUCACCUGGUCAAAGAGGGAAUGCUGA
Anthostomella pinea is the source of this 1263-nucleotide messenger RNA. The record is from the annotation of a GenBank genome assembly. Lineage: Eukaryota; Fungi; Ascomycota; Sordariomycetes; Xylariales; Xylariaceae.